UAUCCCUAUCCCUAUCCUAUUCGACGGUUACCUUUUCCCAUCCUCGCGCUCUGCAAGAAGCGUAAUCGCGCUCGACCCUCUCACUUCCCGCUCACGGCAACUCCUCACCCUCGAAGAUCCUCAACAUGCUCGCCGCACGCGCUAUGGUACCCGUCUCGUUCGAGCUGCACUCGACGCCCUCCACGUCCGAAGCGUCAAGCGUGACGUCCAGCGCGCAGAUCUCGCCUUCCCCCAGUAUGGACCGGAUCCACCUGAUCACCCCUAGCGGGCGGGCGCUCAAGACUGCGAGGGGCGUGUUGCCGCAUCCUGGGGAGCUGACACCAGAGGAGAGCGAGGACGAGCAGGGAGAGGAGGGAGAUGGGGGCAGGAAGAGGAGCCCGUUGGUGCCUGUGAGAGGGAGAUUCGUGCUUGGUGCGGAUGAGGAGGAUGCGGUGACGAGUAAGGAUAUGAUCGACACGGAGCCUGUGUCUGCUGUACCCUUGGUACGUCUACCUUUCACACUUCACAUUACACUAUCUAUCGAUCUCCUCCAACCCAGUGCCUUCUUUGACACUUGUUAUUUCUUGCACUCCUUAUUUGUGAUUGGAAUCGGUGAGGGGUUCUAUCAGCGCGGUGUUUGCGGUGGAGUAUAUGCGCAUACAUCCAGCUCUCCUUUCCAGCUCAGUAGUCCGCAAGCUGUCCUGUCGUCAUCUCUCCUGUCGCUGUGGCCUCGGACGAGUCCGGCCAGAGCGAUGUGAGAGAUAUAUGAGGCUGUGCAAGCCCGUUACCGGCCGGUUGGGUGGCUGAGUCUUUGUGCUCGGCACAGAGACACAGACCGUCGGGGUUAAUUUGGUUCUCUUACUCCUUAUUGAUGUGAGAGAGAUGACGUGAUGCGGAGUACGGCUGCCGGCCGAAAAUGAAUACUUUUAUGUGCUGACGUUAACUGCUCCUUUUACCCUUUUGCUUGUCUCAUCGAACUACUGCUGGCACGCGAGAGUGGUAGCGCCCUGAACUUAUCUUCUU
Molecule: messenger RNA, 1002 nt
Organism: Dacryopinax primogenitus
Lineage: Eukaryota; Fungi; Basidiomycota; Dacrymycetes; Dacrymycetales; Dacrymycetaceae
Exons: 1
Coding region: 126-737 (203 amino acids)
Source: RefSeq, a predicted model, not a curated record